This is a messenger RNA of Etheostoma cragini (Arkansas darter), 3340 nucleotides long. It is a transcript of the gene ttll1, whose product is annotated as tubulin tyrosine ligase-like family, member 1. Gene Ontology annotation, cellular component: cilium. Bases 511 to 1785 code for a protein of 424 amino acids. Gene Ontology annotation, biological process: microtubule cytoskeleton organization; protein polyglutamylation. Gene Ontology annotation, molecular function: tubulin-glutamic acid ligase activity; tubulin binding. The record is from RefSeq and is a predicted model, not a curated record. The transcript has 10 exons. NCBI's taxonomy places the organism in Eukaryota, Metazoa, Chordata, Actinopteri, Perciformes, Percidae.
UCCCGGAAGGACCAAGCCCAUACCGACGUCGUCGUUACAUGUUCAUGAGGAAUUUCUUGUUUUAGAAUUACACUUAACAUUGUAAGUAGCUGAAUAUAUGAUAUAAACGAAUGUUGUGUUACAUUUUAAUAACUAAGACUUUUAUUGUGAAGGGUAGUUUGACCGUGGUGGGCGUUUCGUCACUGUGUCCAGCUUCACGACGCCGUGGGAUCAAUACAUGUAACUUGUUAGCAAUCAAACCGCUAGCUAACAUGAAAGCAGUUAUUAUUUAAUGUUAGCUGGGGCUAUCAAUGAUGCUAACCAACCGUCGCUGUGUCUCGGUAUGAGUUUAGCUAGCUCAUGACAGUCUGGUGAGAUUGCAUCACUGACUGGGUGAUGUCCGCCCAGCCUCUGCAGCAGUCUUGGGAGGAUUCAGCCAUAGACAGCAGCCUGCUAACAGAGCCAGCCCCGGCGGCUAUUUGAUGCUGAUGACUGGCUGUUUCCUGACAUUGAUUUGUAGUGGGAGGCACCAUGGCCGGUAAGGUGAAGUGGGUGACAGAUAUUGAGAAAUCCGUGCUCAUCAACAAUUUUGAAAAGAGGGAAUGGGUUCAAGUUACAGAAAACGACGACUGGAAUUUCUACUGGAUGAGCGUCCAGACCAUCCGAAAUGUGUUCAGCGUGGACACUGGCUACCGCCUGUCAGAUGAGCAGAUGGUUAACCACUUCCCCAACCACUACGAGCUGACCAGGAAGGACCUUAUGAUCAAGAACAUCAAACGCUACCGCAAGGAGCUGGAGAAGGAAAGCAGUCCACUAGCAGAGAAGGACGAGAACGGGAAAUACCUUUAUUUAGAUUUUGUUCCUGUGACAUUCAUGCUCCCCGCCGAUUAUAAUCUCUUUGUGGAGGAGUACCGCAAGAACCCGUCCAGCACUUGGAUCAUGAAGCCCUGCGGGAAGGCUCAGGGCAAAGGCAUUUUCCUCAUCAAUAAACUGUCCCAGAUCAAAAAGUGGUCCAGAGACAGCCGCACCUCCACGUUUGUAGCAGCAUCUAGUGGCAAGGAGGCCUAUGUCAUCUCCCUGUACAUUGACAAUCCUCUGCUGAUAGGAGGGAAGAAGUUUGACCUGCGUCUCUACGUUCUGGUGACCACUUAUCGGCCUCUGAAAUGCUAUAUGUACAAGCUCGGCUUCUGUAGGUUCUGCACAGUCAAGUACACACCCAGCACCAGUGAACUGGAAAACAUGUUUGUUCACCUCACUAAUGUGGCCAUCCAAAAACAUGGGGAUGACUACAACCACGUCCAUGGAGGCAAGUGGACGGUCAGUAACCUCCGUUUGUACCUAGAGAGCACCAGAGGGAAGGAGGUGACCAGCCGACUGUUUGACCAGAUCCACUGGAUCGUGGUGCAGUCACUGAAGGCCGUGGCUCCUGUGAUGAACAAUGACAAGCACUGUUUUGAGUGUUACGGGUAUGACAUCAUUAUUGAUGACAAGCUCAAGCCGUGGCUUAUUGAGGUCAAUGCCUCUCCCUCGCUUACCUCCAGCACAGCCAACGACCGCAUCCUGAAGUACAACCUCAUCAACGACACCCUCAAUAUUGUAACGCCCAAUGGGGACCUCCCAGACUGCCGCUGGAAUCGCAGCCCGCCCCGUGAAGCCUUGGGCAACUAUCAAGUCCUGUACGACGAGGAGCAGACGCAGAGCGAGAAUGCCGAGCGAGACCUGCGGAGCCGCUCGAGUCAGUCCAUGGGGUCGAGGGGCACCAAGGGGAGUGCAGGAGUUCGCCCCGCUGCCGCCACCUGGAAGUGAGGUGAUGUUGCUGACUCUCAAUGGCUUCUUGUACAAUAUUACAGGAUCCAACGGGGGAUAGAAAAAAGAACCAGCCUUUUUUUUUUUUUAUCCCAGCUAUUUGCCGGAGGACUGGUCCCUGUGUCCACAUGUCACUGACUGAGUUCACAGGGGCGACGACCCUAGUGAUGAAGGGGAGGAAAAUCAACAUUGUGGUCAUAUUUGGAGAGUAUAAAGGUUGCCAGUUGUCGCUGUUUGUGUGAAGGCGUAACUACAAAUGUGGACAUUAUGUUGGUGCGAUCGAUGUCUCAACAGCAGCAACAACAGCAGCUCAAACUCCCUAUGAAGAUAAGGAAAACCUUAAAAAAGUAAUGACAGAAAGAAAAAGGUGAACGAAACUCGGAGAGGAAAUUUCAGAAGAAGAGCGCUCGCCUUGGAUGGCUAGGGGUGAUAAAAUGGCAACUACACAAGCUGUAUGUUGUAUAGAAAUGGGAUUAAAAUCCAACGUGAGCAACGAGGAUUACAACAAUCUGAUCUAUGCAUGAUUACUGAGUCCUGACACUUUAACUUCACCCACCACACAGGUGCUAAAAAGAAGGAGCUCUGGGAGAUGAAGUGCUUCGGUAAAAAGAAAGAAAGAGGAACAAGAGAUCUAACUAAUACAAAGGGUAUACAGAUCUAAUAUAAUAUACUUAAAGGCAGAAUUAAUAUGUAUAGAUCCCAAAAUAGAAUUUAAUAAUGUUUUUUACAUGUUUAGUAUCAGUAUAUAUAUAGGGGGCUUUUCAUUAAGAUUGAUUGUAUUGAUUGUAUCUUACUUUGUUUUUGCUUGAAUAUUAAAUAGACAUGCAUUUUGAGUUGGACUACUGAUGUCAUACAGUAGCUGUUGCACAUCUAAAAUGUUAAAUACUGAUAUGUGUUGGGAAUGAACAGUAUGCAUUCUUAACUGUCAACUGUUUACUUCCUGCUACUACUGAAAUAUUCAAACACCUAUGAUGAGUACAUAUCUACCUGUUUGAUACACUAAAGUGUAUCAAAAAAUGGUAUUUUAGUUGUCUGCAGUAUUACGUUAAACUAAAUUUCACCAGAGACAUGCAGCUUGAGCUUUUGGAGACAUUUGAAAAGAAUGUAUCACUUAACGAAUGAUAACGGUGAUUUAAAAGAAAAUAGGGCGAUCGGAAUGCUCACCCAUCAAUUGAGGAUAAGGUCAAUGAUCAAGAUUAUCAUAAUAAUUACUUUGAAAGGGGGGGAGGGCUUCUUCUGUGAAUGGAUGAAAGAAAGGUGGUGAAAGGGUUCCAGAGAAAACAUUUCUGCAACCAGAUUGUGAUUAAAUCAAGCUCUUGAUGCUCAAACAUUUAGCCCUUCUCUGAUAAAGAAAUCAAGUUGGUGCUAUGUGAAAUUAAAUAGUUGAUUCUUGAUGUAUAAUAAAGAACAGGCAGAACAUUUUUCAUUGAUUAUGCAAUGUAAUUAAUUUUUUUUUCUUUCUUUUCUCUUGUCACUUCUUUGUGGUAAGGGGCCCUAUAGCCUUUGAUGAAUGUAAUCUGUCUGGAGUUUAGAUUAAUCAGAAGCUAAUCCCUCA